AUGAGCGCCAUUCUUUCUGCCGAUGACUUGAACGACUUCAUUUCUCCCGGAUUGGCAUGUAUCAAACCCGUCGAGACUUUGCCUCAGAACAGUACAACCAGCACCGAGAAUGCCUACGAAGUGACGACAGAAGACAAAAUUCAGCCCGAAAAUCAAGCGCCGACACAGAUCUCGCUCACAGAUUGCCUCGCCUGUUCAGGUUGCGUUACUUCUGCCGAAGCGGUGUUGAUUUCCUUACAAUCUCAUGCGGAGGUUUUGAAUACGCUAGACGCUCAUCGACCACCUCCAUUGAUAGUCGCGGAAGAUGGAAAUGUUAGUGUCUCUCGCAAGGUCGAACCUGAUGAAAAGAUAUUCGUUGCGAGUGUCAGUCCGCAGGUUAGGGCUAGUCUAGCUGCAACAUACGGUAUCUCCGAGCGCAAGGCUGGAUAUAUGAUUGAUCAACUUCUUAGUGGGCCACAAGGUCUGCGUGGUGGAGGAAAACACGGAAAUGGGUUUACAUGGGUUAUUGAUACUGAUGUCCUACGACAAAUGGUCCUUACUCUUGCUGCUCAAGAGGUUACAGAAACCCUACAGACAUCUUUUACAAAAAGUGGAAGCGGAAAAUAUACGAGCCCCAAGAAGCCCAUAUUAUCAUCUGCCUGCCCUGGGUGGAUUUGUUACGCUGAAAAAACACAUCCACAUGUCUUGCCGCAUCUCUCACGUUUGAAAUCACCUCAAGCGUUAUCUGGGACUUUAGUCAAAUCUAUAUUAAGACGCAAUUUGGGUAUCGCUCCGUCUCAGAUCUGGCAUCUAGCAGUCAUGCCUUGCUUUGAUAAGAAGCUAGAGGCUAGCCGCGAAGAAUUGACGGAUGCGGCAUGGAACACUGGUUCCAAUCAUCCUGUACGAGAUGUCGACUGUGUUAUUACCUCGCGCGAACUUUUGAUGCUGGCAUCAUCGCGGAAUAUAUCAUUACCAUCACUACCCCUAAAGUCCCUGUCUCCAACAUACGCUCCUCGUUUCCCGGAUUCUACUCUUGACUCAUUCCUGUUUUCUCGCUCCCAAACUUCCAAACAAAGCUCGGCCUACGGAACUUCGGGGGGUUACCUCUAUUACAUAUUAUCGUCGCACCAAGAAAAACACCCCGGCAGCCGCAUCGCAGUUCAACGAGGACGAAACUCUGAUGUCAUUGAAUACUCUCUGUUGUCGGAUUCGAACGAAACGAUCAUGAAAGCAGCUCGCUAUUACGGGUUUCGCAAUAUCCAGAAUCUCGUUCGCAAGAUGAAGCCAGCGCGUGCUUCACGCUUACCCGGUGCAAAUAGACGUGGAGCUGCUGGCUCUGGUGCCAGCUCGUCUGGACUUGAUUACGCAUUUGUGGAGGUCAUGGCGUGCCCCGGUGGCUGCACCAAUGGAGGUGGACAGAUUCGCCUCGAUGAUGCUCGAGAAGCAAAUGCUAGCUUACAUAGCACCACUUCCAAUGAUCCGGCUAUUACAACACAGAAACACACUACCCAUGAGCAGCGUGAGUGGCUUUCACGGGUGGACGAAGCCUACUUCUCCGCGGAGUCAGAUUCCGAAAACGAGGCCAAUGCAGCAGCAGCAGCAGCAGAUAACUCGUUGUGUGACAUGGAAUUGAGAACUCAGAGUAUUCUUCAGCAUUGGACGAAGUUGACCGAAGUACGGUUAGAAGAUCUUGUCUAUACGACAUUCCGGAAAGUCGAAAGCGACGUGGGUAAAGACAAAAAUGUCAACGAUACUACACGAGUUGCUGAACUUGCCGGAAAGAUAGGAGGAGGAUGGUAG
Messenger RNA from Talaromyces amestolkiae, 1779 nucleotides. RefSeq lists its product as uncharacterized. Gene Ontology annotation, biological process: iron-sulfur cluster assembly. The record is from RefSeq and is a predicted model, not a curated record. Lineage: Eukaryota; Fungi; Ascomycota; Eurotiomycetes; Eurotiales; Trichocomaceae. Gene Ontology annotation, molecular function: 4 iron, 4 sulfur cluster binding. The coding region runs from base 1 to 1779 and encodes 592 amino acids. The transcript has 2 exons. Gene Ontology annotation, cellular component: cytosolic [4Fe-4S] assembly targeting complex.